This is a messenger RNA of Astrephomene gubernaculifera, 1402 nucleotides long. The record is from the annotation of a GenBank genome assembly. NCBI's taxonomy places the organism in Eukaryota, Viridiplantae, Chlorophyta, Chlorophyceae, Chlamydomonadales, Astrephomenaceae.
CGGAGGCAUACCCGGUCACUCUGCAGAGUCAGUAACUAAUUGACACCUUCCCAACCUGCCUUUGAAGCAUAGAGGUUUUGCAUCAAAGCUUGUAAGCAUGACUCCAGAAGCUUUACUCGUCUCAAAAGCACUAGGCGUGCUCGUCUUUGCUUAUUUCCUACGCCACUGGGAGUAUUAUGUAUACGUCUUUCCAAGGACAGUUUUGCACCUUCUCGACCUAAGGCACCAGACGCUAUUUCCCAGGACGCCGUGGGGCUUUGUUGUCCGCAUCGUAAUCGCAUACUUUGCCUACAAGGGCUACUUGAAGCUGCAGCGCCGGUGGGAUGAGUACACAGUGCAGCGGCUGCACCGGCGCCUUGCUGCGAAGAAUGAGGCUCAACGACUAUCACGAGUAGAGCAGCACCAGCAAGCAGCUUCGGAAGCCGCCGCAGCAGCUGCUGCCGCUGCGGAGGCCAUGCGUCGGCAGAGGGAAGCGGAGGCGGCACAGGCGGCUCGUGAGACCUCCCCGGAGGAGCGGGACGCUGAUGCUGGCCCCCAGCCCCAACAAGGGGACUGGCUGGAGAGGCUGCAGGCCCAGCAAGAUGCGGCCGCAGCGGCGAGGAGAGCCGCCGAGGCUGCCAGGCUCGCCGCUGCUACAGCAGCGGCUGCUGCUCCUGCUGCCAACCCUGCUGUCGCAGACCCUGCAGCAGCUGCUGCCGCUGCUGCAGCGGGGCGCGCGCAGGAGUCUUCUACCCAGCAGGCUGGCAGCAGCGGCAGCAACGGCAGUGGGGGUCCCUCGGUGGCAGGGCCUACCAGGCGGCGGGCAGCGGAGAGUUCCGGAGCGGAGGGCAGCGGGCGGCAGUCGCAGCCACAGGCCCCCCGCGACCUGCCCUCUCCGCUGGACUGGCAGAUGCUGUCGCCGCUGCAACGGGAGGCGAUGAAUCAGGAGCGGGCGCUCAGGGCGGAGCAGGAUGCAGAGUACGAGGCCGCGCUAGCGGAGGACCGCCGCCGCGCGGAGGAGCGCGCCGCAGCGGAGGCAGCGGAGGCGGAGGCCCAGGCGGCGGCUGCGGCCGCAGCGGAGGCGGAGGCUGUUGCUGCCGAGGCUGCGCUGCAGCGGCGGCAGGAGCUGCGGGAGCGGCUGAGGAGGGAGCUGCCGUCUGAGCCCGACAGCUCCGACCCGGCCGGGGUGCUGGUGCGGGUGCGGCUGCCCGACGGCUGCAGCCACACGCGGCGCUUCCUGCAGGAGGCGCCUGUGCAGCAGAUCCGUGACUGGCUGCAGUCGCUUGACUCCUUCCCUGCCUGGGAGCCCGACCACUGGAACCUGGUCAACAGCUACCCAAGACAGGUACUGGAGGGCGGUGUGGCGGUGGCCGAGGUUGCGGGCGGGGCCAGACAGGUGGCGCUGUUUGUGCAGGAGAACUGA